Osmia lignaria (orchard mason bee) is the source of this 4482-nucleotide messenger RNA. RefSeq names its product discoidin domain-containing receptor 2. The record is from RefSeq and is a predicted model, not a curated record. Gene Ontology annotation, biological process: multicellular organism development; protein phosphorylation; positive regulation of kinase activity. Gene Ontology annotation, molecular function: ATP binding; protein tyrosine kinase collagen receptor activity; collagen binding. Gene Ontology annotation, cellular component: plasma membrane; signaling receptor complex. Lineage: Eukaryota; Metazoa; Arthropoda; Insecta; Hymenoptera; Megachilidae.
CACCGCGUGCGUAACAUCGUUCCUUCCGUAUCGUUUUGUUUUUGCCUGUGGCUCGACCCGACCACCUUGCUCACCCUUUCGUGCGCCCUUUCACCCGUGCAUUCGUCAUCCAAUCGCGAACGUUUAACGUGCUUUCAACGAUUUAAAAAAAAAAAAAAAAUAAAGAACUCGUCGCGAUUUAAAAUUUGACGAUACAGGAUCACGUGUGACGACGCGCGAGUUCCUUGGAACUAGUACGAACAAGCUCAGUGAAAAGGAAACGGGGAUGAAGAAGAGCUUGAAGACGAAGAGGAUGUUGCUUCGACCGUCGUUUCUUCGAUCCGAGCUUGGAGAACGAUCCUGAGGCGAGCGGAUGUGCAAAGAGACGCCAUCGUCGAGGAUAACAACCGACCCGAGGCUCUCCUUCUGCGACUUUCCUGAUUCGACGAUCGCCAGCGAGCUUCCAUGAAGACACCGUAUCUCAGCGACCAUGAAGACUGAUUGCCUGCCAAUAAUUGCCAAGUUCUGGGCAUUGCUGACGCUGUUCGGGCCAACUCGUGAUGUUCGAGCACUCGAUAUACGAUCGUGCAACCAGUCUUUGGGUAUGGAAUCUGGCGACAUACCAGACUCAGCCAUCACGGCAUCCUCUUCGUACGUGACGAACGUUGGUCCACGAAAUGGCAGGCUGCGAAAGGAGACCGCAGGCGGUGCUUGGUGCCCGAAGAGCCAGAUAGAGAGAGGAAUUCGUGAGUGGUUGCAAGUGGAUCUUUCCGGACCUCACGUGAUCACCGGCGUACAGAGUCAGGGUCGUUACGAUCACGGCCGUGGCCAGGAAUACGUGGAGGAGUACACCCUGGAGUAUCGACGUCCCGGCUUCAGCGAGUGGCGGCGAUAUAAGCGCUGGGAUAACAAGGAGGUGCUGGCUGGAAACAGCGACACCUCGACCGUGGUGUCGCAUCGAUUGAUACCACCGAUCUUCGCCAGUCAAAUUCGAAUUUUGCCUCAUUCGGAACAUAGACGCACCGUUUGCCUUCGAAUAGAGCUGAGAGGAUGUCGGGACACGAAUGGUGUCGUGAGUUAUACCAUACCCGAUUCACCGACACCAGAGCUGAGCGACAUCUCGUACGAUGGUAAAAGGCAAGACAACUUGUUGACCGAUGGUUUGGGCCGGCUGAUCGAUGGCGAGGUCGGCGCGGAUAAUUACAGACUGGACAUGGGAGAUGGAAGAGGUACUGGUUGGAUAGCAUGGAUGCGAGACACCUUCGAGGACGAUUACGUGGAGCUGGUGUUCGAAUUUGAAGUGACCUGGAUCUUCGAGGCGGUGCACAUUUAUACCAACAAUUAUUUCUCGAGAGAUGUGCAGGUAUUCUCUAAAGCAGACGUCUGGUUCAGUCUGGAUGGUGAAACUUACGAAGAGGAGCCAUUGUCCUAUUCUUACAUCCCGGAUAUCGUGCUGGAAAAUGCAAGGAACGUAUCCAUAGUUCUACACGAACGUCGUGCAAAAUUUCUCAAAAUACAUUUGUAUUUUGCGGCUCGGUGGAUUAUGAUCAGCGAGGUGACAUUCGAUGGAACGAAUCCCUAUGAAAAUACCACCGAAGAGUCAGCGUCCGAGUUCAGCAACGGUGAAAUUCCGAUGAACCCCGAGGUGGAUCUUAACUUGCAAACAAUUACAGCAGCGGGAGAGGGUCAGGAAUAUUUAGAGGUACUAAUAGGUGUUCUGACUGCCAUUAUCCUGCUCCUUCUGUUGGUGUUCGUCAUUAUUCUGCUUCUGAAUCGACGUCAAAAACUACAGAGCUCGCCGACCGUGUUGAAAAAUCCAUUUGGAUUCGCCAUAAACAUGAAGGGUCUUCUCUUGAAUUUAACCCCUGGCGGAAUGCUGACAGAGACUGCCAAUCACGUUUCGCCGGACAUACCGGAAGACGGAAGCAUGCACGAGUCUUUGACAAUGGAACAAUUCAAUUCGCCCCUCGUCAGUCCGCAGUAUAAAUCUACGUACGCGAUCGUGGCCACUUCCGAAUCCCCAAAGGAUCUGAAGGACAUGAAUGGCUCAGAGGAGAACGUCCGACUGGAUCCCAGACCGGAAUCCACCAUUGGUCCAACGAGCUGUUCCUCGUCGCCAACAAACUCUCCUGCACGACAUUCGCAGCACUAUAGGACCCUUCAAAGUUACACCAGUCCAACUGCGAAACUCAAUAUCGCAGCCUCGUCUAAUCACCAACGGGACGUCGAUCAGAUCCACUCUAAACGCUGGCAUACAGCGCCCAAAGAGAAACACAAGAUACCUGCACCUGUCGUCAGUUGGAACAUCGCGCCUAGCAUGAACAAACCAUACAAAUGCAAGGAAAUAGAGCCCACAAAUAUACCACGACAGUGCCUACGUACCACAGAGAAGCUUGGAUCGAGGGCCAUCGGCGAGGCGAUAGUUUGCGAGACUGUCGGACUGGAGGACGUGGUACCGGAUGCUCCGAGACUCGUCGUGGCUCGCGUGCCGACCUGCACCAGCGACAUUCGAGCCGGUAGUACGACGGAACAAAUGAGGGAAGUCCGAUUUCUGUCCAGUCUAUCCGAUCCGAACGUGGCUCGGAUCCUUGGAGUGUGUACGAUGGAUCCAGUACCAUGGACGAUCAUCGAGUACACGGAACUCGGUGAUCUAGCCCAUUAUCUUCAGUACAGUGUGCCACUUACGGGAACGCUUAGGCCGAGCUGCAAUUUGAAAGCCCUUAGUCAAAGUUGCCUGCUGUACAUGGGGACACAGAUAGCAUCGGGCAUGAGGUUCCUCGAGUGUAAGAAUCUGGUGCACAAGGACCUGGCAGCCAGGAACUGUCUAGUGGGCCGUUCUUACACCGUGAAAGUGACCGACAUAGCGAUGUGCAGUGACCUUUAUAAGAAGGAUUACAGUGACAUAGGCGGCAGACCGCCGGCGCCAAUCAGAUGGUUGCCGUGGGAAAGCAUCCUGUUGGACAGGUACACUUGCUCCAGCAGCGUAUGGUCGUUCGCUGUUACUCUUUGGGAAGUGAUGAGUUUGGCUAGAGAGAAACCGUUUCAACAUCUGACCAAUGAUCAAGUCAUACAAAAUGCCGAGCACAUGUAUUAUGGAGCUGAGUUACAAGUAUAUCUUCCCAAGCCUACGAUGUGCCCAGAAGAGGUCUACAGAAUGAUGUGUUCUUGUUGGCGAAGGGACGAGACCUCGAGACCGACGUUCAAAGACAUUUACACGUUCCUGAAGAGCAUAAUCGCGGACUAUCGACCUGGUGCAUAAAACGAUCCCAGUUAACUGUGAUACAACGGACAAAAAAAAAAAAAAGAAACGAUGCCCUUCUAACUUCUUCCAUCGAAGAAGCUCAAUCACUCGAGUUGAUCUGUUCGAAAGUGUACAAUCGUUAGUUUUAACGCGAGUUUCUCUAUCUUGAAAGAGAAUCGAACGAGAAAUUUCACGCGACUCUUUCUGUUCUCGAUCAUUAAUCUCUGACUAAGCUGUUCAAGAUGAAACGAGAGAAAAUUGUAUUUCCCUGAAAUCUGAUGACUUUCCGCUUUUCGACGAACACCUCUACGUCGAUCCUCGAUAUUUUCUAGUCAACUCGAUCAUUCGAUUCCUACGAGAGUGCUAACCUGUCGUGUACAGUAUCCUGGACGCUACGAUGUCGUGCACUGAUUAAGUCUAUCCACUUGUAAAUACGAGUCUAGAUACCGAUGCUAGAUGAACGAGAGGAAUUUUUCAUGCCAGCUGGUAAAUUGAUUCGAGGAUUUGCAAUCAUGGAUCAAACAAUUUUGUUAUUAUUUCCUUUACUGUGAAAAGAAUUUAGGAUUUGCAGGAGCAAUUUUAUUAUUUCUUUCCUAUUGCAGAUCUCACCUAUGAAUAACACAUAUCUCCAUAUUGAUUCAGAUGAAAUCGUUUCGAAAUACCAGCUACAGAGAAAAUUUCUACUUACUUGUACAUUCAAAGCCCGUCGUACGUAGUAAAGUACUUAUAUCGUUCCAUUGUGUAUUCCUUUCCGUUCGAAAAAAAAAAAAAAGAAUUCACCGUCGUUAUAGCGGGCGUAGAUUCGAAACCUGAAUUCUCGCGAGAACGUAAUAAUCGUCACGCUCUUUCCUUUGAUUUACCAUUUAAGGACAGACAAAAAGGAUCAUCGAGGAGAACCCAGCGAUCGUUGAAUCGUCGCGCUUCGAGAGGAACCGAUCCAUGUUUUUAGGCUGCGUUAUUCGAGGCCCUCCGAAAAAAAAAAAAUUGCGAACGAACGUUUGAACGACAAGAAAUCGACCUGUCAGAUGGUUAAUCCAGUCAAAACCAAAUGUGAAUCACGUUGACAUGAAUCGUUGCUAACUGUUCACAGUUUUGGGACACAGAGAAAGGUGUAUAUACUUAUACGUAUAGAUUCGCUGUUGGUAAAGUGCCAAAAAGAGUCAGCCGUUCAAACGUUCACCUCUGCACGCAUCUUUUCUGUAAUUCUUAAGAUGGAUCCAAGUAUACGUUGAAAUGAUUAACAAAUAAAGUACUGAGUGUUC